Molecule: messenger RNA, 6734 nt
Organism: Fopius arisanus
Lineage: Eukaryota; Metazoa; Arthropoda; Insecta; Hymenoptera; Braconidae
Gene: asp
Product: abnormal spindle
Exons: 3
Coding region: 152-6550 (2132 amino acids)
Biological process (GO): establishment of meiotic spindle localization; mitotic cell cycle; spindle organization
Cellular component (GO): spindle pole
Molecular function (GO): calmodulin binding
Source: RefSeq, a predicted model, not a curated record
ACAGUUGAGUUUGAAUUUGCUGGAGAGUAAAACGGUUAGUCAACGGUGUUUUGUCCUCUCGGUUGUGUUUCAGUUGUGGAGAUGUACAAUUCACAGGGAGAAUAUUUCCAGGAGUAAUCAGCUGACGGAGAAGGGAUUCAGUAUAUGAAGGAUGUUUUUCCAGAUCAAUGUUACCCCCAAGGCCCAGAAUGCCACCGCUGCCCAGGAGAAGGCCCCCGAGGUCCAGGCGGUUCUCGUCCUCGCGCCAUUUCAACCGCAGCCUCGACUCAAUAUCGAGACAUCAGAAAAUAUUCAGGGACAGACGAGUUUGGUCAUCAAAAACACCAGCAAUCGGCCACUAAAUGUGAAGGUUUCGAAGCCGCCUCCGGAGGAUCGUUGUGUAAUUCUCAGUGCUUCAGAGAUGGUUAUCCCUCCAGAGUCCUCCUCUACCCUCUUCCUCUCCUGGACUCCCCUGAAGGCAGGUUCCUGGCGCGACACCCUUCAGCUGACAGACAGUCGACGCUUGAAAUACGACAUUCCAUUAACCACUACCUGUAUCUCAAAAAAAUCCUCUAAAACCCUAAAACCGCAUUCCCAGAAAAUUCUUGCUCCCUGCAACAGCAACCCUCCUCUCCUCCAUCGAAAAUCACAGCAAAAGGUCCCUGCUAACAAAGAAAACAUCAGCAGAAGUCAAAAACUACCCUCGAACUCCUUUUUGAAGGCCUCGCAGUCAUCUACUCUCGCUUCAACUGGGGAAAAUUCCAUCCUGAAGCCCUCGAACGUAAGAGCAAAUAAAAAUAAUCAAAAUCCAUACAGAAGUCAUCAGAACCUCGAGGAAAAUCAUCGAAAUUUUCACCAGCAUCUUGAUAUUUCUGGUGUAUUAAACAGCAGCAGCUUUCAAUUAACUCCUCUGAAAUCCACAAAACCGAAUAACAAUCCCCAGGACUUUGAUUUCUCCCCACGAGAUACGAGUAGUAUCUCUCCAGGUCAGCCCUCGUUGCCACAUCGUCGCGAUACUUAUCUGAACCCAGACCCAAAAUUCUGCAGAGUUCCUCCUCUUGAGCCUGUGAGCCAGGAACCCGAAGAGGACUUUGACGACUCCUUGUCGCCGAGACCUGAGGACCACAGGGAGGCAGGAAACUUCUCUGCACUCAUCGACGACCUGGCGAGUUUCAAAACUCCGCAAAAAUCUCAAGAAUCUCUCGAGAAUGGAGGAUUAACUGUCACCAGAACAGUCAGGGAGGAGAUCACGUUCUCAAAUAAUACAUUUGAAAUCUCAGGCUCAAGAGGGCAACUGCAGUUCUGUUUCGAGACUCCUGGAGGGGCUGGGUAUGCCCACAAUCAUACGAAAAAUAAUAACCAGCACUCCGAGAAUAACGGAGUCCACGAUUUAUCAGGCACAUCGACUUCCUCGAGGAUUUUGAUGAAAAAUAGAGAGUAUUCCAGUCAGGAUUGGAGCCCUGGAGGAGCUGGACAUCACCAAAACCAUCACAGCAUUAAUUAUUUUCCUCCAGAAACCGACACUGAAGGCUUUCUCCAUCCAAAUCAUGCUCUUGGAGUCCCUGGAAACAAAAAUCAUCAAAGAAAUCACGACAACCAUUCAAGAGCCGAUCACCUCCACAAUUUCUCUGGAAUCUCUGCAUCAUUGAAUAGUCUCAAGUCCUCCCAGGAGGACUUGGUUCGCCAGAAUCGCCACGGGCAGUCUGAGCCCCCAGAAUUCCCAUCCUUCAACCCUAAGAGGCACUCCUCCGUGGAGGAUUUCACCUCCUCCCAAAAUUUCCAUCAGCUUUCGAAUUCUCCUCUGGAUCUUAGUCGACAGUCAGACUUUGAUUGUUUUCUGCGUCCUACGAAGCACUCAAAGUCCUUCGGACGUAUUUCACCAGUAUGUGGAAGCUCUCCAGAGCCCACUCGCCCCAUCUCCUCCUCCCCCAUCCAUUCAGUAAGAACCUCGGACACCUCAACAGUCCAGCAGGUCAUCGAGGCUGACCUCUGGCUUAAGGACGAACCAAAAACACCUCUUCGUCACCAGAAAUCCAUUUCGCUUGAGAGCAUCUCCGAGGAGCCGUCUUUCAAACGCCAGACGAGCCUCCCCCACCUGAAUUUCAACCUCAAUCUGACGAAGACGUUCACCUCACCCCUGAAGCCCACUGUCUUCGAGAUUUCUCCUACGAAGAAAUCCUCGGGGUCGAUGAGAGGAUUCAAAUCAAUUAAUUACCACCGGGUGUCCCCGAAGAAGCCCUCGAGGGUCAUGAAGGGGACCAGAGAGACCCAGCAGAUUCUCAGGAAGACAAAAAUGCAUUUGAACAUUCAAAAGGGCAUACCGGGGGUUAAGAUAGGGAAACUCUCCCUGGCGAAGCUCCACAAGCCUAAGGAGAAACCAAAGGAGGUCUCGGUCAAGCUCCACAACCCCGAGGAUUUAAUCUCCAGUGUAUUUAAUCCUGAUCCAUUCGCUGCCACCAUGACAGAGGAUCCCUUCUUAGCCUCUAGUUUAUAUUAUGACGAGAAAUGGAUGUGGAACCAGGAGAUUGAGUUCAAGAAGUGGUUGAAUGCACUGUUGACUCCUCCGGAGCACCUCAACGCCGAUGUCGAUAGUGGAAAAGUCGACGUGGGGAAGGUCUGGCAGUCCUGCAGGACGAAGGAGUCAAUUCCCCUGGCAGAGACUCGUGAGGCAGUUUCUGCGAGAUACCACACGAAUCAUCGCCUCAAUACUCUGAGAAAGGGAGCCCUCAUGAUGUUUAGUAAACCAGAGGUACGGUCUGUCCUCUCGAAAACAAUUCUCUCCAUCGAGAAGGGGAACCUCGUGGUGCGACAAGACAAGGACCUCCACAGGGACAUCGGCCUCCAAAAGGACAUCCUUGAGCUCUUCUUCAGUUACAAUCCCUUGUGGCUAAGAAUUGGAUUAGAAGUCGUGUACGGGGAAACGAUUCCUCUGGCGUCGAAUAACGACCUCGUUGGUCUCACUAAAUUCCUCCUCGCGAGGUUCUUCAAUGAUCCUUUCCUCUCGGAGAAGUUCUCACAUCAGAAUUCCACUCUCAAAACCCCAAAUUUUAUGCCGAAUCUUAAUAAAUUCAUUUUGAAGAAAUUUCUGCUUCUCGUUUACUUCCUGGACGUCGCGAAGAGAGGGAAGCUCAUUGGACAUGAUCCUUGCUUGUUUCACAAGAAGGCCCUCUUCAAGGAAAGCCGGGAAAUUCUCCUGAAUUUUUCCAGACAAACAUUGAGUGGAGUAGGGGACAUCACAAAGAUGUUGAAACCUCACGGGUAUGUUCUCACUCACAAGCAGACGUACCUGGAUGAAUACGAUUAUGCAGUUAAGGAUCUCUCAGUAGACCUCAGGGAUGGGGUUAGACUCUGCAGAGUUAUGGAGCUCAUCAUCGGGGGGAAAACAUUGACGUCGAAGUGCAGAGCCCCAGCCAUCUCGAGACUCCAGAAGGUCCAUAACGCAGAGGUAGCUCUGUCGGCCCUCCACGAGGCCGGAUACGUCAUCACCGGGGAAAUCGAUGCGAAAUCCGUGGCUGAUGGGCACCGAGAGAAAACUAUGAGCCUCCUGUGGCAGAUAAUUUACAAAUUCCAGGCGCCGAGAUUCGAGAAAGCAGCCAAAACCCUGCAGAAGUGGUGGAGAGCGCAUUUGUGUUACAUCCUCGUCAGGAACUAUUUGAGAAGACGAAGAACCAAUGCUGUAAUUAUCAUCCAGUGCUGCUGGAGGUCAUAUAGAGCUAAAAAAAUAUUCAGGGCCCUGAAAACCCAGAGGGAGCUGGAGCUGCUCCAGAAGAAUGAAGCUGCUAAAGUCAUCCAGACCUGGUGGAGAUCUCUGAAGGAUAGAAGGGCCUUCUUGAAGACGAAGACUGCAGCCAUGACUCUUCAGAGAGCCUGGAGAAGGUACAGUACAUCGAAGCCAUACCUCCAGGAUCUCCAGAGGAAGAAGAACGCAGCAGUCGUCAUCCAGAGACUCUUCAGGAGCUACAAAGUCAUGAAAUCCCAACGAAACGAUUACCUGGAGACUCGAGGUGCCGCCCUAAUGCUCCAGAGGUGGUUCAGGGCGUGUUCCCAGGGUCGCAAAGACCUCGAGACCUUCCAAAGCCUGAAAAAAUCCACAAUCCUCAUCCAGAGAACCUUCAGAGCAAACAAAUGCAUGAAAUUCCACAGGAAUAAUUAUCUCAGAGUUCUCUCCAGUGUCACGACCAUUCAGACAUGGUGGAGGGCCCACCUGUUGACGAAGAAGACGAGGAAUGAGUUCAUUAUUAAGAAACACUCUGUAAGAAUAAUCUCUGGUUGGUACAGUGGUCUUCAGUUGAUGAAAAUUGAAAGGAAAUCGUUCCUGGAGAAGAGAAAAGCAGCUGUCGUUAUCCAGAGAGCUUUCAGGCGGUUCAGGGAAACUAGGAGAGAUCGUCGGCACUUGAAGAAUGUCCUCAAGUUAUCAGUUAUUCUCCAGACUUGGUGGAGAAAAGUCAGGCACCAGAGAGAAUUCAAAAUAAAACAAAAGUCUGCUGUAGUUAUCCAGAAGUGGUUCAGAUCAUCUAAAAUCACCAAGAAACUGAGAGAGGAUUAUCUCCAGCUCAAACUCUCUGCGAUUGUUAUCCAAAAGAACUUCAGGAUGAAGAAGACUCGUGAGAAGUACCUCAGGAUGAAGAGAUCAGUGUCAACAAUCGAGAAGUGGUACUCUAGAACAAAAACAGCGAAAACUGUGAGGGAGGAAUUUUUAACGAAGAAGAAUGCAGUAAUUGUCCUCCAGAGGUGGUUCAGGGGUCUCCGGGAGACCAGGAAACGUCAAGAGGAGUUCCUGGAAUUGAGAAGAAACGUCCUGAAGGUGCAGACCCUCUGGAGGGCCAAAAUUCUGGCGAGAAAGACGAGAGCUGAAUUCCUGGGGAUUAAAAAUGCAGUUCUGAACAUCCAGACUAUCUCCAGGGGGAUUCUCGCCAGACAGAGGUUCAGGGUUCUCCAGGAUCGUGAGAGGGCUGCGAAGAUCCUCCAAGGAAGGUGGAGGGCACGAAAAAUUGGACAAGAGAUUAAGAAGAAUUAUCUGAAAAAGAGAGAAUUGAUUGUUUGUAUUCAACGGAGGUUGAGGGCCACUCUAGCAGCUAGAAGAUGCCAGAGGGAGUUUGAGGUCCUCAGGAAAGCUGUCGUUGUGGUCCAAAGGAGAUUCAGGGCCCAGCGAGUGAUGAGAAUCACCAGGAAGUCCUUCCUGGAGAAGAAAAUGGCAGUUAUUUCACUGCAGUCGUUUGUCAGGAUGAGGAAAUGCCACCAGGAGUAUCAAAUGUUAAAAACAGCUGUUUUGGUUGUCCAGAGGAGAAGGCGAGCCCACGUCCUCGCCACGUCGAUGAGGAAGGACUACCUGGAACUCAAGAAGGCGACGAUUUCUGUUCAGAAGAAAUUCAGAGCGAAAUUAGAGGGGAAGAGAGUAAGAGAAGGAUUUCUGAGGCUUAAGAAAUCUGUCAUUCUCAUCCAGAGAACUUGGAGGGCGAAACUGAGGGCCUGGGAACGUGAAGAGGCUGCUGUUGUUCUCCAGACGUGGUGGAGAUCGAUCCUGAUAGCCAGGAGGGCGAGAAAUUCCUUCGUGAUGAAGAGAAAAUCUGCAGUGGUGAUUCAACGAUUCUUCCGGGGCUGGAGGGCCGCAAGGACGAAGAGGAAGGAAUUCCAGCAGCUGAGAACUGCCUCAACGGUCAUACAAAGGGCCUGGAGGGUGUUUUUAGCCAGAAGAAGGCGCAGAGAACUAAUAAAUAUGAGAAGGAAUGGAGUGUCAGUUAUUGUGCAGUGGUGGAGGGCAAUCACUGAGAGGCGAAAACUCAGGGCGGAGCUCAGGGAGACCCUCAGGUGGAGGAAUUGGGCGGCUGGCGUAAUUCAGGCGACCUGGAGGGGUUACAAAGUCCGCAAGGAGCAGUCCUCCAGGAUACAAGAACUCAGAAUUCGGUCGAAAAGGGCUGCAGAGGCUGCUCUACCCUCCACGACUGUUGCUUAUCGUCUCGAAGAGGCCAUGAAUGGUCUGAUGACAUUUAACAAUGUAGGACAGCUCUCCAUGUGUCUCGCCUGCAUCGAUAGCCUGACUAGGCUCAGCAUCAAGGGCUGUGUGAUGUUCUGUAAGCUACAACUUGUCGAGAAGAUUUAUGACCUCCUGGAGCAGUCCAACAGAUCUUUACCUUGGAUGGACGUCUGUCUCAGGUGCACCAAUAUCCUGAUUACACUCGCAAAAUUACCUGACACUGCUGGGGAAGUCAGGAAGCUCGAGUACAUGGAGACCAUUGCAAGGCUGAUGAAUGUCACCAUCAAGGGACAGCUCGAACUGUUUCUCAAUCUUGCAACCCUCCUCUGGGUUGUGAUGGGAAAUGAGGAGUUCAAGAAGAUGGUGGCCAAUGACCAGAGGACAGUUUGGCUGAUCAGGAGUGCCUGCAGUGCUGCUGUCAAGAAGGAGAAAACUCCUGUCAAGAGGAAAAACACCAGCAUGGAGAGGAUUAUCGUUUUGCCGAAUCCCAAACCUGAUUGGGGACUCGCCAACAGGAGGCCCAGGUGUUUUCUCAAGGUCGAGCAUGCCGUCUGUGUGAUCAUGGAGAUGUUUGGAAUUCAGAGCUUUGCGGUUUGAAAAUAUAAUUCAGUUUAUUACCAUUUGUUUUUUAUUCGUGGAGACAAGGGAUAGAGUAGUUGAGUUUUCGUGGAAUAUCUUAUUUUUCGAUGUUAAAAUAUAUCAAUAGAAUAUUUUUAAUUAUCAACUAGACAUUUUGUGAAUGUAAAUAGUUAGAAUGCUUAAUUGUGAUUUUUUGUAUUUG